UAGCAUGAUGCAUUUCAUUAGCCAUGCCUAACAUGUAAUAUUGGUAGCAGCAAAUAUACUCGGUGUAAAACGCGUUUAGGACUACAGUGGAAAAAAGUCGCGAAAUUUUCAAAAACUUGGUCGUUACGCGGGCUGCCUUCUCCGCUUCGCUAUAAUCACAAUGGAGCCACCGAAAUCCACGACUAAUGAUCAGAAUGGUCUUGGAAAACGAGCGAAAAAACUCAAUAUGCUUUUUGAAAAAUACAUAGAACGAAUAAUACAGUCUGUCAGUUACGCCAAAUUCGCAAUAUGCUUCAGCGAACUAGAUGAACAGCAACACGAGGCUCUGGUUAUGGCACAUCAACAAGUUUGCGAAUAUCUUGAAAAAUCUAUACGGGAGGAUUUCCACAGUAUAUUGGUUGAACGACAGUUGAUAGAGAAAUUAAACGAACUGGACAAACUAGUGGAGGAAGCAAAACGAAAUAAUACAGCAGAAGCCAGGAGGUCGGGAGCAGGGGUUGUUGUUGAACCGGAACAAGCAUUACGUGCCCGGAGUGUACCUUUAAAGCAAGCGGAAAUUGAGCGGUUACGGAAGCAGCAUGCUGAGCUGCAAGGACAAAAUCAAGACCUUAUGAAAAGCAUUGUCAACCAAAGAGAUCAAUUGGCGGGACUAUGUAAUAAUGUAUCACAAUCAUUGGGGCAAUUUGAGCAGGCUGUUGAGACCGCUUCGGUCAUGGCGGACUCACGUGAUCGCACCUGAGGUGAUCCUAAUUGGUAACCACUGCCAAAAUUGCGAUUGUUUUCCAUAAUUUUUUUUUUCUUAUUCACUGUCUUUGUAAGCUUAAC
Molecule: messenger RNA, 825 nt
Organism: Umbelopsis ramanniana AG
Lineage: Eukaryota; Fungi; Mucoromycota; Umbelopsidomycetes; Umbelopsidales; Umbelopsidaceae
Exons: 6
Coding region: 161-739 (192 amino acids)
Biological process (GO): chromosome segregation
Cellular component (GO): MIS12/MIND type complex
Source: RefSeq, a predicted model, not a curated record